Molecule: messenger RNA, 552 nt
Organism: Daldinia childiae
Lineage: Eukaryota; Fungi; Ascomycota; Sordariomycetes; Xylariales; Hypoxylaceae
Product: ADP-ribosylation factor
Exons: 4
Coding region: 1-552 (183 amino acids)
Biological process (GO): intracellular protein transport; vesicle-mediated transport
Cellular component (GO): cytoplasm; plasma membrane
Molecular function (GO): GTPase activity; GTP binding
Source: RefSeq, a predicted model, not a curated record
AUGGGUCUCACAUUCUCCAAGUUGUUCGACAAGCUCUGGGGGAAGAAGGAGAUGAGAAUUCUGAUGGUUGGUCUCGACGCUGCCGGAAAGACCACGAUUCUUUACAAGCUCAAGCUCGGUGAAAUCGUCACAACCAUCCCUACUAUCGGUUUCAACGUCGAGACGGUCGAGUAUAAGAACAUUCAAUUCACCGUGUGGGAUGUUGGUGGACAGGACAAGAUUCGUCCUCUAUGGCGACAUUACUUCCAGAACACCCAGGGUAUCAUCUUCGUCGUCGACAGCAACGACAGAGACCGUAUCGUCGAGGCUCGAGAGGAGUUGCAGCGCAUGUUGAACGAGGACGAGCUCCGGGAUGCUAUUCUGCUAGUCUUCGCCAACAAACAGGAUCUGCCCAACGCCAUGAACGCUGCUGAGAUUACUGACAAGCUCGGCCUUCACAGCCUGAGACAGCGCGCCUGGUACAUCCAAUCAACUUGCGCUACAUCCGGAGAUGGUCUGUAUGAGGGUCUCGAAUGGCUUGCCACCACGCUCCGUAAGGCUGGACACCAGUAA